CCCACUGGCCGAGUGCUCCUCAUCACUUCCGUAUAUGAGCCUUCUCGUGCAAAGCUGCUUGAAGUCAUUCGAUCCCAUGCAGCUUUAAUCAGCAAUCGAAACCCAAUCUCUGGCCUUUAAACCACAAAUAAGAAGCUUCAUUCUCGAGUGCCUUUGAGCAAGAGACCAGGCUAGAAUGAAGUUAGGCCGAGGAGGCUCUGAUCGUGACCUUGAGGUGACCUGCCCGUUUGGGGUGAAAUGUCUCAGCUUUACUAUGUGCGUCGCGUUUGAUAGCAGAAGAGCAGCCAGAGUUGAUCUCAAGUUGACCCCACCUUCCCACUUCCGUUCAUUCAACAACAAUAUACAUUCCACUUGAAAAGAGCAUCAUUGCGCUUUGUAGCCUAUCGGUGGCAAUGUUGUCCACAGUUUUGCAUGAGUGACGAGACUGAUUUUCUCACUGUCGCCAGUUAAAAAAAACUGAAUUUAGCGUUCUCGUGUUGCUCCAAAAAUGAAGCAGCAUUGGGUUUCUCACCUGACCCAUUAUGAUGAGUCUGAUUGGCGAAAAAAAUCACAAAUUACUCAAAGUGAUUUAACACCGAUGACGCAGCAUUAGGACAGGGACGGCGUUACAGGGGGCCCGAUUUCUGACGGGGCAAUAGCCCCGUCAGAAAUCGGCAAAACCCAGCUUAAGCCCCCCUGCAUUUUCUUUGAUAUUCUAAAAAAUAUUUUCAGAUUUUCUAUUACCUUUGAAAAUACGUUUCCUAACUGGAGCACUGAGUGAGCUUAACAACAUCGGUCAAUUAGUUGAAACGAGGCUUCGCACCUGAGCUCAUCAACGAGCGGCCCAUAAAAACCUCCCUCGGGAGCGGCUGCCUCCAAAUCUCUCAAAGCAAAUUUGAUCUGGAAGGAGAAACGAACCUGCAGCAUCUUGGCAUGGCAAAGGAGAAACCUCACGUCAACCUGGUGGUCAUCGGCCACGUGGACAGCGGCAAGUCCACCACCACGGGCCACCUCCUGUACAAGUGCGGUGGCGUGGACCAGAGAAAGCUGGAGAAGUUUGAGAAGGCCGCUGCUCAGGUGGGCAAGAGUUCGUUCAAGUUCGCGUGGGUGCUGGACAAGCUGAAAGCUGAGCGCGAGCGCGGCCUCACCAUAGAUAUCUCGCUGCUCAAAUUCAACACACGCAACUUCUGCAUGACUGUCAUUGACGCGCCUGGACAUCGCGACUUCAUCAAGAACAUGAUCACGGGAACUUCACAGGCGGACGUAGCGUUGCUGAUGGUGUCGGCCGCCAAGGGUGAGUUUGAGGCAGGUGUGUCGCGAGGCGGGCAGACCCGCGAGCAUGCCCUGCUGGCGUACACGUUGGGGGUCAAGCAGAUGAUCGUGUGCGUCAACAAGAUGGAUGCCACCGAGCCGCCCUAUUGCCAGCAGCGCUUCAAGGAGGUGGCGCGCGCCGUCGGUGUCUUCCUCAAGAAAAUCGGCUAUGACCUCAACACCGUGCCCGUUGUCCCCAUCUCUGGCUGGACCGGUGACAACAUGAUCAGCGCCACACACAAGAUGGCGUGGUUCCAGGGCUGGAAAGUGCGUCGCCGACAAGGCAAUGCAAGCGGCACAACUCUGCUAGAGGUGCUGGACUCCGUUCAAGUCCCUGUUCGAGCCCUUAAUAAACCUUUGCGCUUACCCCUACAAGAUGUCUACAAGAUAGGAGGUGUUGGGACGGUUCCGGUGGGCAAGAUCGAGACAGGUGUUCUGAAGCCGGGCAUGACGCUGACCUUCUCGCCUGCCAAGGUGACAGCGGAAGUAAAGUCUAUCGAGAUGCACCACCAAGGUUUGGAUGCUGCGCUGCCAGGCCACAAUGUGGGCUUCAACCUCAAGAAUGGGUCGGUCAAGAACCUAAGGAGAGACGACCCAAAGUGGCCAAAUAAGUUGGCGCUUGCAUUCUGAUUUGUCGAAACAUAAAGAGACUUUCGGUUGAGUUUGAAGAUCAUCCUCAACCACCCGGGUCGGAUCAAAGCGGGCUAUUCCCCGGUGCUGGACUGCCACACGGCGCACGUGACAUGCCGCUUCGCAGAGCUCAAGGAGAAGCUGGACCGACGCACGGGCACCAAAGUGGAGGACCGGCCCCAGCUGCUGAUCUCGGGUGACGCAGCCAAUGUCAAACUGGUGCCCCUCAAGCCCAUGUGUGUGGAGAGCUUCUUCACAUACCCGCCACUCGGUCGCUUUGCCGUCCGAGACUUGAAGCAAACGGUUGCAGUCGGAGUCAUCAAGUCGGUGGAGAAGGAGAGACGACCCAAAGUGGCCAAAUAAGUUGGCGCUUGCAUUCUGAUUUGUCGAAACAUAAAGAGACUUUCGGUUGAGUUUGAAAAUGCAUUUGAGAUCCUGUGUUGUUGCAGAAUUUUUGGUUCAGCGUUUGGAAAUAAAUCCUGAUUUAUUGACCAAAAA
Messenger RNA from Hippocampus comes (tiger tail seahorse), 2418 nucleotides. RefSeq names its product eukaryotic translation elongation factor 1 alpha 1, like 3 (gene eef1a1l3). Lineage: Eukaryota; Metazoa; Chordata; Actinopteri; Syngnathiformes; Syngnathidae. The record is from RefSeq and is a predicted model, not a curated record. Gene Ontology annotation, molecular function: GTPase activity; translation elongation factor activity; GTP binding. The transcript has 7 exons. Gene Ontology annotation, biological process: translational elongation.